AACAAGAUGGAAGAUAUCAUUAGUGCUCACACCACUCACAGCGAGACCUUUACUGACUCGGGUCAGCUUCAUGGAAACGCUCCCAGUAGCCAGAAAAUUGUUGAAGAGUUUCAAUAUCUGCUGGAAAAGUCACAGCAGCUAUUUGCUGGGUUGCGUGAUCUUCCUCCCACUGGUCGAAAUUGGCAGCCAUACUUUCAACGUACUUUUGAAGUAUACACUAAAAUUUGGAAGUUUCAACAGACUUACAGAUCUGUUUUGGAUAAUAAGGAGUACUAUGGCCUGAAGCGUUGGGAGAUUGGCGAAUUGGCCUCGAAAAUUGGCCAGCUCUAUUACCAUUACUAUCUUCGAACAAGUGAAACCAACUAUCUUUAUGAAUCAUUCAUUUUCUAUGAAGCCAUUCGCGAUCGAAUGUAUUUCAAAGACGUCCUGGAAGCUAAAAAUGCCCCGCUUAUGAUCAAGAAGCUUCGUUACUUUGCACGCUUUGCUGUUGUGUGUCUUCUUCUGAACCGUACAGAAAUGGUCAAGAGUCUUACCGAAGAAGUUGGUGUCCUAAUUGAAGACUACACUUCAACCUUUAAUCCAAGCGAUUCGGAUGAAUGGAAUGUUGUUCUUCUUGAACUUUCCAUGUUCAUGGAGGUCGAGCGCCGAUUGGCACCAGUAGAUAUGGAAGGAAACAUUUUGCAUUUUCCCAGUCGUAUUCAAAAUCAGAACACUCUUAAAUUCGACAAGGAUGGCGCCCCCAAACUUAAACUGCAGGAAGCCAUUUUGGUUGGAAACUAUGCUAAUCAAAUUAAAUUUUCUGAAUUGACAUUGGACAUGUACCGUAUACUGCAAUCGCUGGAACGCGAGCCAAAUGCACUUCCAAAUCAGGUUCGCCCAGCUGUUCCUCAAGGUGAUCCCAUGACAAGUACUGAAUCUCGUGAAGGCGCAGAUGAUAUAGACAAAACCACUGCUACUCGUCGAACAAACCCACACAAGUAUCUCUUGUACCGCCCCACUUUUGCUCAGCUGUCUCUUUACAUUGCUACGGCAUUUAAGGAUCUUUCGGAAAAUUCGGCCAUGUUUCUAUACUUGUCAGCGGAUGGAGCCAAGCGCGCAUCACAGACUGAUAGCUACUCUGGCGGUGUGUCAACUGCAGUGAACUACAGUCGAAAGCCUGCUCCUGACAAGAUUGAUCCUGAUCAACAUGCCUUAAUCCACACUCUUCAUCCACACGAUCUUGUGCCAUUUACUCGCAGACCUAUGUUUGUGAUUGUGGACAGCAACAACAGUGUCGCUUUCAAGGAUUUUCCCAAAGUGUUUAAUCAGCCAUUUGCUUGUUUGAUGAGCCCAACUGAGUAUCCCACUGCAAUCAAAGAUACCACCCACAUUGGCGGUCUUUUUACCUUGUUUCUACAUGCUCCUGUGAAAGGCUUCACUUUUGUGUGUGACCAAAGCCAACUGUCUCCUGACAUCUGGUCACAGUGUGUUGUGCACGCUGAUGCAACAGAAAAGAUUAUUACUGAUUUAAUCGAAAAAGAUGUUAAUAUUGACAAAUCGUACAAACGUUUUACACAAGAUGAUUUCCUACGAAACUUUAUUGUUCGGUACAUUUUUUGCUACUCCAUCCUGGAGCACCACAAUGCCUUUAAGGAUCCCAAGCAUCUCCCGACUGCCUACCCACCCAUUCCGUCGUCCAUUAUGACUUCUCCUGAACUCAUCACAAAGAUUCAAGAAUUGGUCAAGCUUGCAAGCGCUGAAUCACUUUACAGCUUUGUCGUAGAGGCUUUGCCCGAGCCUUCGACAUAAGUGCAGCACAUGGAUUUAUUCAUUGCCAAUCUCCCACAUUCAAAUAUUAUUUUUGGCAAGGCACUCUUGAAAUCUUGGCUUUGCUGAUUUCACUCAACAAUCAAGCACAUUUGUUUACUCCUUCUCCGUCUCCACCACUAUUUCCACUUUACUAUUAUGUUUUAAAGUGAAUACAAACCUCUUUCACAGCUAUUACUAGUCUCGGUUUGUUUAUUGCUUACAGAUAUAAAUCCUUCUCAGAUUUUCCCCGUGUCAAUGCUCUAUUUUUAAAAAUCGAUUGCAUGUUUUUAUUAUAUACUUGUGUAGAUAAGUAUUUGAUAGUUGGGUAAAGUCAUUGAAAAAACCCAUUGUCACUUCUCAGUAC
Molecule: messenger RNA, 2152 nt
Organism: Batrachochytrium dendrobatidis JAM81
Lineage: Eukaryota; Fungi; Chytridiomycota; Chytridiomycetes; Rhizophydiales
Exons: 11
Coding region: 7-1788 (593 amino acids)
Biological process (GO): DNA-templated transcription
Cellular component (GO): nucleus
Molecular function (GO): transcription corepressor activity
Source: RefSeq, a predicted model, not a curated record